GCGGAUCCCACGGCGGGGCUGGACUGGGCUGCCUGAACCCCGUGGCGGCCUGCGGGUGGCGCGGGCGCGGGCAGGAUGGGGAACCGGGAGAUGGAGGAGCUGAUCCCCCUGGUGAACCGCCUGCAGGACGCCUUCUCCGCGCUGGGGCAGAGCUGCCUGCUGGAGCUGCCGCAGAUCGCGGUGGUGGGCGGCCAGAGCGCGGGCAAGAGCUCGGUGCUCGAGAACUUCGUGGGCAGGGACUUCCUGCCUCGAGGGUCAGGCAUCGUCACCAGACGACCUCUUGUGCUGCAGCUUGUUACCUCCAAAGCAGAAUAUGCUGAGUUUCUUCAUUGCAAAGGAAGAAAGUUUACAGAUUUUGAUGAAGUUCGCCAUGAGAUUGAAGCAGAGACAGACCGCGUGACCGGCAUGAACAAGGGCAUUUCCUCCAUUCCCAUCAACUUGCGAGUCUACUCUCCACACGUCUUAAAUCUCACCCUCAUCGACCUGCCGGGGAUCACGAAGGUGCCCGUGGGGGACCAGCCGGCAGAUAUCGAGCAUCAGAUCAGAGAAAUGAUUCUGCAGUUCAUCACGCGGGAGAACUGCCUGAUCCUGGCUGUCACCCCGGCCAAUACCGACCUGGCAAACUCCGACGCACUGAAGCUGGCCAAGGAGGUGGACCCGCAAGGUCUAAGAACCAUUGGAGUCAUCACCAAACUGGAUCUCAUGGAUGAAGGAACAGAUGCCAGAGAUGUCCUGGAGAACAAGCUGCUGCCUCUGCGCAGGGGUUACGUGGGGGUGGUGAACAGAAGCCAGAAGGACAUAGACGGGAAGAAGGACAUCAAGUCGGCCAUGCUGGCGGAGCGGAAGUUCUUCCUCUCGCACCCGGCGUACAGACACAUUGCUGACCGGAUGGGGACCCCGCACCUGCAGAAGGUCCUCAAUCAGCAACUUACCAACCACAUUCGGGACACCCUGCCGAACUUCAGGAACAAACUGCAGGCCCAGCUGCUCUCCAUAGAACACGAGGUCGAAGCCUUCAAGAACUUCAAGCCGGAGGACCCCACCAGGAAGACUAAAGCGCUGCUGCAGAUGGUUCAGCAAUUUGCUGUGGACUUUGAGAAGAGAAUCGAAGGCUCGGGGGACCAGGUAGACACCCUGGAGCUCUCAGGGGGCGCGAAAAUCAAUCGCAUCUUCCACGAACGCUUUCCUUUUGAAAUCGUAAAGAUGGAGUUCAAUGAGAAAGAGUUGCGAAGAGAAAUAAGCUAUGCAAUCAAAAAUAUACAUGGUAUCAGGACAGGGCUGUUUACUCCGGACAUGGCCUUUGAAGCGAUAGUCAAGAAACAAAUUGUGAAGCUGAAAGGACCUUCCUUGAAGAGUGUGGAUCUGGUAAUGCAAGAAUUAAUCAACACUGUCAAGAAGUGUACCAAAAAACUGGCGAACUUCCCCCGACUCUGCGAGGCGACGGAGAGGAUCGUGGCUCACCACAUCCGCGAGCGGGAAGGGAAGACCAAGGACCAGGUGCUGCUGUUGAUUGACAUCCAAGUCUCCUACAUCAACACCAACCAUGAAGACUUCAUUGGCUUUGCCAAUGCUCAGCAGAGGAGCAGUCAGGCUCACAAGAAAAACACAAUUGGAAAUCAGGGAACCAAUCUUCCGCCUUCAAGGCAAAUUGUGAUCCGCAAGGGCUGGCUGACCAUCAGCAACAUCGGCAUCAUGAAAGGGGGCUCCAAGGGGUACUGGUUCGUCCUCACGGCUGAAAGCUUGUCCUGGUAUAAGGAUGACGAGGAAAAAGAAAAGAAGUACAUGCUCCCCUUGGACAACCUGAAGGUUCGAGACGUGGAAAAGAGCUUUAUGUCUAGCAAGCACAUCUUUGCACUCUUUAAUACAGAACAAAGGAACGUGUACAAAGACUACCGCUUCCUGGAGCUGGCCUGUGACUCCCAGGAGGACGUGGACAGCUGGAAGGCCUCUCUGCUCAGAGCUGGCGUCUAUCCCGACAAAUCUUUAACUGAAAACGAUGAGAAUGGCCAAGCAGAAAACUUUUCCAUGGACCCCCAGCUGGAGAGGCAGGUGGAAACCAUUCGCAACCUCGUGGACUCCUACAUGUCGAUCAUCAACAAAUGCAUCCGCGACCUCAUUCCAAAAACAAUAAUGCACCUGAUGAUCAAUAAUGUGAAGGACUUCAUCAACUCCGAGCUCCUGGCCCAGCUGUACUCCUCCGAGGACCAGAACACCCUGAUGGAGGAAUCAGCCGAGCAGGCUCAGCGCCGGGACGAGAUGCUGCGUAUGUACCAGGCGCUUAAAGAAGCCCUGGCGAUCAUUGGCGACAUCAGCACCGCCACGACCUUCACCCCCGCCCCGCCGCCCGUGGACGACUCCUGGAUCCUGCACUCCCGCAGGUCGCCCCCGCCGAGCCCCACCACCCAGCGGAGGCCGACGCUGAGCGCCCCCCUGACGCGGCCCGCGUCUGGCCGGGGGCCCGCCCCCGCCAUCCCCUCCCCGGGGCCCCACGCGGGGGCGCCCCCAGUUCCCUUCCGGCCGGGCCCGCUGCCGCCCUUCCCCAACAGCAAUGACGCGUUCGGAGCCCCUCCGCAAGUCCCCUCUCGGCCCACCAGGGCCCCGCCCAGCGUCCCCAGCCGGAGACCACCCCCAUCACCAACUCGUCCCACUAUAAUCCGUCCACUAGAGUCCUCCCUGUUAGACUAAACGAAGUGUCUGGCAUGGCAGUUCAUGACUAAUGAAUCAUGCGAACGCACACACUUGGUAACCGUUGCAGUCGAUCAUGGUAGUCGCAUGUGCGGACAUCCAUAGGCAAGUAGCCCCGUCUCACUAAGGCCCCCGUCACCCCUCCGCGUUGCUCCUGGGACGGCAGACCUCUGGGGUUGACUCUGUGGAGUCCUCGAGGCUCUCUGUGUUGUCUCGGCCCAGGUAGGUUUGUGCGGCAGCCAUGUCCUCUGGGGAACGUUUGCCUGCCCUUGGCGUCUGUCUGAAAUCGCUUUGGACGAGUUUCCCAGGUUACCUUCCAGAGAGCCCAUUAAGUAUAAUUCUUAAGAGAUCUCAGAUGGUGGGCUUAGACCUAAGCCAUACAUAUUUCUUUUCCCACAUUCUGUUUUGGUUGACAGAAAAGAUACUGUUUAUUAUUAAUGUUUCUGUCUACUCCAUAAUUACCCAUUUGUAUCCUUUCCUUCCUCUUUAUUUCAUAAGACUGCUAGGAAGUGAUUUUUUAAAAUCAGGGUUUCUUAAGAAGAAAGCUUUUCCAGAAGUGCAAGGUAGUUUGCAAAGGAAAAGUGAAUGCAUUGCUUGUUCUAGAGGCUUCUCCUCAGGCCAGUGUGGUUUUUGUUUUUUUUUCAUGCUAGAAGCUCAUUCAACAACACACUGGAGCUUGUUUUUUUCUGUAAUCAUCCAGCAGAUUUGACUAGUUAAUUUCAGAAUUCAGGAAGAAGCAAAACAUCACAUCGCUAGAAGUAUCUGGAAAAUGUAAUUUCUUUAUUCAUUUAUAUAAUCACCUCCUCAUAGGUUACAGUGAAGGCUGACGUGGAGAAUUAUUUUUUUUCCCCAGAUUCAUCCCAAUUUUAGGCACGGCUGACUACACUUUGACACUAACUCCAGUUUAUGUAUUUAUUUGGUUGGUUGGGGCAGAAAUAUUCCUCUCUUUCUCUAAUACGUAAUUCCCUUAUGUAAAAAUGUAGCGUACCUUUAAAACAGGCUUAAAGUAACUUUCUAUCCAUUCUAGGCUUUCUUAAUAAUUCGUAAGCCUUGCUAUGGGAUAGCCCUAUUUCAAAAAUGGGCCCCGGAAUGAAAAGAAAAGUCAUUUCGUUUAAGAGCAGAGUUCACAGCUUUUAUAGUUGCCCAACUUCAGAGUCUUGAUCCGGGUCAUUCCAGAGAAGCGUAUUAAGACAUGGAGAUCUAAAGCAAAUGGGCAAAUUCUAACUUCUGAAAUGUACAAGAGCCCUUCUUCCCGGGGGUUAAUAGUUCAGUCUUGAGGCUGAGUUUUGGACGACCUCGGACCAAUGAUUAGCACGUAGGAAACAGCCAGAAGCCAACUGGCAUUUUGCCGGCGGACUGUUCCCAGACAGCAGACCAAGGCUUCCCUGCAUAGCGGUGUCCCGCGACGCUAUUUCAUACUCUGCCGAAGUAAAUCAGGUUUCACCAACUGAAGUGUCUCCCUUUGAAAGCGGCAAACAUGAUUUGUAUGUUAACUUAACUUUAAUUUCCUGUGUAGUUUAUACCCAAAGCAGACACCCAUAAACUAUGAAGUAAAAACUUUCAGCCGUUAUUAAAAAGAGAACUCGCUGAGCUGAAUGGCGUUGUUCUAAACUUGUUCUAAAGGGUUACGGCUAGCCCACUUAGGCAGAACUCAGAGAGUUCAAGAUUCGUUAGAAAGGGCAUUUCAGCUUUUAAGUUACAUGGGAUUGUAUAAAGAUCACCACCUUAAAUCUUCUCAUAUCUUAUUUUUUUUUCCAGCAGAAAAAAAUUAACUUUGUGAAGGGAGCAGAUGGGCAAGAAACACACUGUAUUUUAAAAAUAGUGUCACCGCUAAAUGGACAUAUGUUAUGUAAACAUCCAAAGUGAAAUAAAUAAUCUACAGUGAGAUCUUUUUAUAAAAUCCCCUCUUUUAAGGGUUCCCUUUGCUUCUUCCUUUGAAUUCUCAGAAAGAGGCAGCUCACGGAGUAUAUACUCCAGGGUUUGGCUUUGGGCUCUAUGUGGUUUGCGUUUUGCUGCAUUUCAAAAAUGUCCUUCUGUUCAAGGAAAAUAUUGUGGACAGCCAUGGGUGUGUUCUUAGCUCAGCACAAACCGUGUCAAAGAAAAUUGGAGACUCUUUUUCCGGGUUUCUUUCCCCUGAUCUAAUGCAGUCGUAAACAAUGGCCUUUGUCCUCUGUGGCUCCUGCUCUCAGAUUGUUACCCCCCAGUCCCACUGUCCCAGCUGCCUCUCCCGUGGGUGUGUUUUUAUUCUAGUUCACGUCUGCAUUGCUUCUGACGGGCCCCGGCCCCCCUGGAAUUUCAGCCGGCGUGGUGGAGCGUGUGUUCGGUUCGCCACAGUGCCGUGUCAUGUGACUGGCACUGACCCCAUUUCCCUGAGGGUUUGCGUCCUGCGAAGGGGAGGCGUCCGUGUCGAUGUGAACAAAGUCGGGGACGCUAGGACGUGGCCGGCCUGAAGUGCAGCGUCCCUGUCAGGCCUUCAGACGGGGAUGGCGUUUCAUGUGCUUCCUGAGGGUUUCCUGCUCCACGUCAAGUCUUUUGUAGCCUCCCCAGAACCCCGAUGUGGCCUACGUAACACACGGAGCUCUGUCACGUCUAGUAUAACGAGAUAAAACAGUGUUUCAGGAUUUGGAAAAAUACACUGUCUAUUUGAUAGGUAAAUCUAUUUCAAUGUCACAGGCUAAAUCUUGCAUGCUUAUUGAUUAAUUGGAAUAACUGUUUACUCAACUGUGGACAGAUUAUUGAAAUAGUGUUAAUUUAGAACAGCUAUAUUGCAUUUCCAGAAAUCAUCUACCCAAAUGACUCUGCCAAAUAUUGCUUUUAGCUGUGUUUUGUAACAUAGCAGAGCAGUGGGGUCUGUUUAUUAGCAAAUUGCCUAGGUGUUCAGAUACAAACUCACCUAUUCCAAAACUGGUUAUAAUGGAACCAGUUCCUGUGGUGUAACUAUAAGCCUUCUGAAUUUAGGAUUAAAAAGUAGUCAUAUAGAUUAAUUUUAUGACUUUUUAGUAUAGCGUUAACCAUAAUUCUCAAGUAUGAAAUGGGACCUAAUACCAGUAUGUGAUAAAUGUUGAUGUUUUCUGUGUACAAACAUAUUUUCUAUGCAUGUGUCUUUAUGUAUUACAGUAUAUACAUAGUGCAUUUGUUUCUGUGAGUACAUGUAUUUUGUACCCCUUUGGGUAGGUAGGUAGGUCUAAAAGCACUUGUUAAAAAUGCCACAAGCAUGAGUGUGAUUGUGUGUGCACUGUGUAUAUGUGUAUGUGUGUAAAUAUUUAUGCGUACGUGUACUCUGUAUGCGUGGGUAUGAAUAUGUUUUUUAAACUGGGCCAGUACCGGAGGCAGCUUUGGAGGAUCUGCUAUAAUGCGCGGUAACAGCAGUUCACGCCUCCCAGCGUCUGGGAG
Messenger RNA from Pteronotus mesoamericanus, 6078 nucleotides. RefSeq names its product dynamin 3 (gene DNM3). The record is from RefSeq and is a predicted model, not a curated record. Gene Ontology annotation, cellular component: plasma membrane; microtubule; cytoplasm. Bases 76 to 2685 code for a protein of 869 amino acids. Lineage: Eukaryota; Metazoa; Chordata; Mammalia; Chiroptera; Mormoopidae. The transcript is spliced from 21 exons. Gene Ontology annotation, molecular function: GTPase activity; GTP binding; microtubule binding. Gene Ontology annotation, biological process: receptor internalization; synaptic vesicle endocytosis.